AUUAAAACUUCAUCAGAUUUGAGUUGUCAAGGAUCACAAAAAUCAUUAAUAAAAUGUCCGACGACGAGUUAGAAAGCGAAAAAGAAGGCGAGGGCGGCGAAGGGGGUGAGGAGCGUUAUCCUUACGGCGAAUACGAAGGGGGCAGGGAUGAUCAACUUGACCGGCACGGAUGGGGCAGCGCCCUGUUGCCCAAUGGUGACAUUUACGAAGGAGAAUAUUACCAUGGCAGAAGACAUGGAAAGGGACUAUAUUGCUUUAAAAAUGGGGCCAGAUAUGAUGGAACAUGGAGGAAAGGGCUGAAACAUGGUCAAGGGACUUUUUUGUAUCCGGAUGGGACUAAGUAUAUAGGCCAAUGGAAGAAAGACUUCAAACACGGACAGGGAACUUAUUAUUAUGUGAAUGGCGAUUAUUAUACUGGAUUUUGGUUUAAAGGGUUAAGGCAUGGACUAGGCACUUACACCUACAAAGCGAUUGACAUAACCCAUUACGGGACAUGGAAAAAUGGCCGCAUGGAAGGCCCUGGGAUUAUAAACUAUCCUUACUACCGAUACCAUGGGUCAUUUGAAAAAAACCUUCCAAAAGGCAAAGGUUGCUUCACCUUUGAUGGAAAAUAUAUGCAACAUGGUUAUUAUUUGAAUAUUAGGGACCCUGCCUUUGACUAUGUUGGGGCAGAGGACUUAAAAAUUGAAGGUCAAGAAGAAGCCCAACAUCCAGAAGAGCUUGGAGCCCCAUUAGGCAUAGUACCUAUAUGGAGAGCAAGGCAAAUAACAGAAUAUAAAACUGACCUACUGCCUCCAGAACCUGUACCAUUAAUGGUAAAAGACUCAGAAGAUUCUAUCUUGGAUAUUAUUGAGUAUUUACAACAACAAUAUGAAGAGGAAAAAGGGAAUGUGGAGGAGGAACAUCGGCCCACACCUUCACCUGUGCCACUGGAUAUGCUCCUGGAUAUUCCCGAUAUUGAUUUGGAUGUUUUGUGAUUUACUGUUGUUGGUUUAAUAGAGAUUUUAGCGAUAA
Molecule: messenger RNA, 1014 nt
Organism: Anthonomus grandis grandis
Lineage: Eukaryota; Metazoa; Arthropoda; Insecta; Coleoptera; Curculionidae
Product: radial spoke head 1 homolog
Exons: 3
Coding region: 54-977 (307 amino acids)
Biological process (GO): spermatid development; axoneme assembly
Cellular component (GO): nucleus; motile cilium
Source: RefSeq, a predicted model, not a curated record